CUUCUUUCCCUUUCUAUACACUCAACCUUUUAGUAUCUUCUAUUGAUAUAUACUAGCUACAAUUAUGAAAACCACUCUUAUCUCGUCUCUGAUUAUUGCUUUGGCUAGUGUAUUUGCCACUGCUAGCAUCUGCAGCGACAAAUGCAAUGCGCAAUGUGGAAGUGUUGGGGGGUUCUCAGGCAGCUGUGAUCCUGCUGGCAAUCUUGUAUCAUGCACAUGUAACCCUGGCAACCCACCUAAAUGAGAAAGGUAUAAGCCUUCUGGUUGUGGUGUGACACCCUAGCGCUUUAGAAACUCACACGCUGCAAAAGCCUUUCAAAAGGUAUUAGGUAGUCUCCAUCCGUAAAGGGCCCUAGGCCCCUUAGGGUGUGGUCGGCCGCUGCUCAUGAGGAGUGAUUAGUGGCCAAGGGGUAUUUCUGGCGUGCAUAACCCCUCUGGAAGGGUAUCUGAGCCCAGAUGCUUGCUGCAGCUAGAAAGUUAGAUUUAUACAAUAUAUCU
This is a messenger RNA of Colletotrichum navitas, 498 nucleotides long. RefSeq lists its product as uncharacterized. The transcript has 2 exons. The annotation marks the transcript as partial. Lineage: Eukaryota; Fungi; Ascomycota; Sordariomycetes; Glomerellales; Glomerellaceae. The record is from RefSeq and is a predicted model, not a curated record.